Molecule: messenger RNA, 6876 nt
Organism: Stegostoma tigrinum
Lineage: Eukaryota; Metazoa; Chordata; Chondrichthyes; Orectolobiformes; Stegostomatidae
Product: metabotropic glutamate receptor 6-like
Exons: 10
Coding region: 1554-4205 (883 amino acids)
Biological process (GO): regulation of synaptic transmission, glutamatergic; G protein-coupled glutamate receptor signaling pathway
Cellular component (GO): membrane
Molecular function (GO): adenylate cyclase inhibiting G protein-coupled glutamate receptor activity
Source: RefSeq, a predicted model, not a curated record
UCACGACUUGUUAUCUCUCAGGUCCCAGCUUCAUCUCAGAAACACUCCCAGCUCGGGCUGAGAAGUUUCCUUCACAUUUCUACCGAAUACAAGCUGAAAGGAUUCUCUCUCUCUCCAUCUCUCUCGGUCUCUCCAGCCCUCCCUCUAAAUCUCUUUAUCCCCCUGUCACCCCAUCGCUCUGUCUGUCUCAUUCUCACACUCUCUUGUAUUCAGUCCAUCCUCUCUCUCUCUCCCUCUCCAUCCCUCCCUCUAAAUCUCUUUAUCUCUCUGUCGCUCUAUCUCUCUGCCUGUCUCUCUCUCUCUCUCAUUUUCUCCCUCUUUCUCUCCCUGUUUCCCUGUCUCAGUUUUAUAUAUUUUAAAUAUAUUUAUUCUGUAUUGCCUCUCGGUUGUACAGUCUCGUUAUCGCUCCCUCUCAGUACUUAUAUUUAUAGCAUUCUCUCUUCCCUCCCUCUGUCUCUCACCAUCUGUUUCUCUUCCCUUCCUCCCUCUCUCUGUCUCCUCUCUGUCCCUUGCAACCACCUUUCUUUCUCUCUCUCUCUCUCUCUCUCUGUCUCUCUCUUCCCUCGCCUUCUCUCUGCCUCUCUCCUCAAUAUUCCCCCUCUCUCUCCCCUGUCUCGCACUCUCUCCUUUGGGUCGCUCUCCUAUCUCUCUCUCUCACUCCUCAGCCUCCCUCUCUUGCUCUCUUCCUCCGUCUCUCCCCUAGUUUUCUCUCCUUUCUUGUUCCCUCAUUCUCCCUGUCUCUCUCUCUCUCUCUCUACACCCCCACUCUCUUCCACAGUCUGCCCGUCUCUCUCCCCAUUUCUUCCUAUAGCACAUACAUUCCUUCCAUCGCUCUCCCUCGCUAUACAUAUCAAUAGUCUCUCUAUCCCCUAUCUUUGUCACACACUCUCUCAAUCCCCUCACUAUCCUACUGUCUCCGUCCCCUCUCUCUAUCACACAGUCCCUCCGGGCCCUCUAUCACACACUCUGUCCGUGCACCUCUCUAUCACACACUCCCUCCGUGUCCCCUCUUUAUCACACAUGUGCCCUCCAUCCCCUCUCUAUAUCAAGCACACUCUCUCCAUCCCCUCUAUCACACACUCCCUCCAUCCCCUCUCUUUCUCUCUCUAUAUCACACAUUCUCUAUCUCUUCUCUCUCCCUAUCUCGCUCCCUCUCUCUCCCUCUUCAACCCCCUCUUUUCUCAUCACCCCAGCAUUCUCUCCUUGCGCCCUCCCACCCCCUCAGCUACCCCGCCCCCCUCACCUUCCAGAAUAUCUGGAAGGUGUCGGUGAGGUAUCGCUGAUCCCUGCCACAGACAUACCCUCUUCCCAAAACUGCCUUCCUCCCUGCUUUCCAGACCUGGAUGGGGUACCCCGUCACCAGCCAGGGUCUGAUAUUCCCCCCGGGGGCAGACUUGGCACGGGGAAACAGCGAGACGCAGGGUGUCUGGGACUGAGGGAGUCAGCGGAAGUGGAACAGUGCUGUGCCCACUGGCCAGCGGAGCCAGGGCUCCUGGGCGUGUUUCGCAGCCCGACCCUGGGCUGGUACCUCAGCAAGGAGCCGCCAGAGGACCAUGGGCCGUGGGAGCCUUCGGUCGCUGUUGCCCUUUUUGACGUUGGCGACGCUGUGGAGCCCAGUGCCCAGCGGUGCCCACCAGGGGAGCCAGCCGCGCUCCAUCAGGAUCGACGGCGACAUCACCCUGGGGGGGCUGUUCCCCGUCCACGGGAAAGGUCCGGCCGGGAUCCCAUGUGGAGACAUUAAGAAAGAGAAGGGUGUCCACAGGAUGGAAGCCAUGCUGUACGCCCUGGACCAGAUUAAUAGUGACCCCGAGAUCCUGCCCAACAUUACCCUGGGGGCCCGCAUCCUGGACACCUGCUCCCGGGACAUCUACGCUCUCGAACAGUCACUGACCUUUGUGCAGGCCCUCAUCCAGAAGGACACCUCCGAUAUCCGGUGCUCCAAUGGUGAGCCACCCAUCAUUCCCAAACCGGAGAGGGUCAUUGGGGUCAUCGGGGCAUCGGCCAGCUCUGUCUCCAUCAUGGUCGCCAACAUUCUCCGGCUCUUUGCGAUCCCUCAGAUUAGUUACGCCUCGACUGCCCCCGAGCUCAGCGACAACAACAGGUAUGACUAUUUCUCCCGGGUGGUGCCCCCCGACUCCUACCAGGCCCAGGCCAUGGUGGACAUCGUCAAAGCUCUGGGCUGGAACUACGUCUCGACCAUCGCGUCGGAGGGCAACUACGGCGAGAGCGGCGUCGAGGCCUUCUCCCAGAUCUCCAGGGAGGCCGGUGGGGUCUGUAUCGCCCAGUCUCUGAAAAUCCCCCGGGAGCCCAAACCCGGAGAGUUUGAGAAAAUCGUCCACCGACUGAUGGAGACGCCCAACGCCCGAGGGAUCAUCAUCUUCGCCAACGAGGACGACAUCCUGAGGGUGCUGGAAGCCGCUAAUCUGGCGAACCUGACCGGACACUUCCUGUGGGUGGGCUCCGACAGCUGGGGGGCUAAGGUCUCGCCGGUCCUGCACCAGGAGGAAGUGGCUGAGGGAGCGGUCACCGUCCUGCCGAAGCGGGCGUCCAUCGAGGGUUUUGAUGAAUAUUUCACGAGCCGCACCUUACAGAAUAACCGCAGGAAUAUCUGGUUCGCCGAGUUCUGGGAGGAUGACUUUGCCUGUAAACUGACCAUUCCCCGGAGCCAGGACAACACUGCGAUGCGGAAAUGUACAGGCCAGGAGAGGAUAGGCCUGGACUCAGCCUACGAGCAGGAGGGGAAGGUGCAGUUUGUCAUUGAUGCUGUGUACGCGAUGGCACACGCCCUCCAUAACCUGCAGAGGGAUGUGUGCGCGGGGAGCCCGGGGAUCUGCACCAAGAUGGACACCAUCGAUGGCAAGACCCUCCUGGAGUAUAUACGGGCCGUCAACUUCAAUGGGAGUGCAGGGACCUCGGUGAUAUUUAAUGAGAACGGGGAUGCCCCGGGGCGUUACCAUAUCUUCCAGUACCACCAUACCAACACGAGCACACCUGGAUAUAAGGUCAUCGGGCAGUGGACAGACCAACUCAAGAUGAAUCUGGAGGAGAUGCAGUGGGGUGGUGGGGGUACUGAGAUCCCGCCGUCGGUAUGCAGCCUGCCGUGUAGGCCAGGAGAGAGGAAGAAGAUGGUGAAGGGGGUGCCUUGCUGCUGGCACUGCGAGGUCUGUGAUGGCUACCGGUACCAGCUGAGUGAGUUCGAGUGUGCCCCGUGCCCAAUCGACAUGAGACCCAGCCCUAACCGGACCGGCUGCCUCCCGACACCCGUUGCUAAGCUGGAUUGGUACUCGGCCUGGGCGGCGGUGCCCGUCUCUCUGGCCGCGGUGGGGGUCCUAGCCACCACCGGCACUGCCGUGGUCUUCAUCCGUUACCGUGACACGCCCAUCGUCCGAGCCUCCGGCCGUGAGCUCAGCUGCGUGCUGCUGUGCGGGAUCUUCCUGACCCACGCCAUCACCUUCCUGAUGGUGGCGGAGCCCGGAACGGCCGUCUGCGCCCUCCGGCGCCUCCUGCUGGGCCUGGGCACCAGCAUCACCUAUUCUGCCCUGCUGACCAAGACCAACCGCAUCUACCGCAUCUUCGAGAGGGGCAAGCGCUCGGUGACGCCGCCGCGGUUCAUCAGCCCGGCCUCGCAGCUGGCCAUCACCUCGGCCCUCAUCUCCGUGCAGCUCCUGGGUGUCUUCGUCUGGCUGGGGGUGCAGCCGCCUCACGCCGCGGUGGACUAUGAGGAACAGCGGCCCCCUGACCCCGAGCAGGCCCGGGGCCUACUCAAGUGUGACAUGUUGGAGCUGUCCAUCCUGGGUUGCCUGGGUUACAGCCUGGUGCUGAUGGUGACCUGCACCGUCUAUGCCAUCAAGAGCCGUGGUGUGCCUGAGACCUUCAAUGAGGCCAAGCCGAUUGGCUUCACCAUGUACACGACCUGCAUCAUCUGGCUGGCUUUUGUCCCCAUCUUCUUCGGCACGGCAGGGUCAGCGGAGAAGAUGUACAUCCAAACGACGACGCUGACUGUGUCGCUGAGCCUCAGCGCGUUCGUUUGCCUGGGGAUGCUCUACAUCCCCAAAGUCUAUGUCAUCAUCUUCCACCCGGAACAGAACGUUCAGCGGCGCAAGCGCAGUUUCAAGGCAGCGGCGACUAUGGCAAGCUUUGCCUCGCACCUGUCCCAGCGGUCACACAACGGAGACACCCCCAAGGACGAGAAGGGAGGCAACUGAUGGCAUGGGGAUGGAGCAGGGAGAGCCGCCUGCCGUAGGAACUCUGACCGGUGGCCUACAACACUCUCCAACCCAGCGUACCUCGCCCCUCAACUUCCUUGCUCGUGGCCAAAUACAAUGGCGCCCCCAAAUCUGUGCAUCGCCCAGUCAUCGCCCCGUUGACAUUCAAUGGCGUCACAAUAAUCGAGCCCCCCAGUGAGCGGUCAACAUCCAGAGGGGGUUACCAAUGAGAGAGAAUCUAACCAUCACUUCCUGGACAUUUAAUGGUGUUACCAUCACUGAAUCCUGGCCCCCUCCCACUAUCAACAUCCUGGGGGUUACCGUCUCCAACGAAAGAUCUAACCACCACUUUCCACCCCCUCCCCAACCAACCAACCUUCCCUUGACAUUCAAUGGCAUUACCAUCACAAUAUCACCUCACUGUCAACAUCCUGCAGGGGUUACCAUUCAGAAAAUCUAACCAUUGCCCCUUUGGCGUUCAAUGGGUGUCACAUCACUGUACCCCCUCCCACCCCCGCCACUACAAACACCCUGGGAUGGAUCAGAAAUUGAACCAGACCGAGCCAUAUCACUACUGCAGAUCGAAAAGAGCAGGUCAGGCGCAGGAAAUCUCGCUGCAAGUAAAUCCUCUCUUGCCUCCCUCCCCAACCCCCACCCCCCCAAAGCUGGUCCCACCAUCAACGAGGCACAAGUCAAGAGGGUGAGGGAAUACUCCCCACCUGCCCUGUACGGGUGCCGCUCCAAAAACACCCGAGAAGAACGCUUUCUGGGACAACGCAGCACCGGCACACCCACAGCCCCCACCCACCCCCCAGCUCAAUCGACACACUAACCCCCCCAAACUUCAACACUCCCUCCCCCACCACUGACAUAGCUGGGCUCAUUAGGAAUGCUCAGCUGACCUGCACCGCCAACGCACAGCCGCAGCAGUGUGUACCGUCUACAGGACGCACCGCAGUGACUCGCCAAGGCUCCUCCGACUGCACUUUCCGAACCCCAACACCUCUACCCCACCCUCCCAAAGGACCAGGGACAGCAGAGAUGCAGGGGGAGCUCCAAACCCCCUGCAAGUUCCCCUCAAAGAAGCCCAACACCAUCCCAACUGGGAAUGAUACCAUCAGCUGUUCCUUCAGUGCCACUGGGGGGGGGGGGGGUCAGAAUCCUGGAACUCCCUCAUAACGGGAGCAUGGUGCGUAAUGUCCCUACACCGCACAGUAUAGGGACCUUCUCAUGCUGGAGGGGCAAUUAAGGAUUGGGGGUAUAUACUGGGCCCAGUCAGUAGCAUCCACAUCUUGAAAGGGGGUAAGACAAGACAGGGAAGCAGAUGGAGAGACAGAAAGAGGGACAGGAAGAUAGGGAGGGUGAGUAUAAGAGACGGAGACAUAGGGAAGGCGGGGGGAGAUGGAGUGGGAGUUGCACACAGGGAGACAGAGACAGACAGCAAUAACAAGACAGACAGAAAGAAGUAAUUGUAGCCAGUGAGGGAGACAUGGACAGAAAGAGAGAGAUUGAAGAGAUACAGGAAGAAUGAAGAGAAAGAGAGAGAGAGAGAGAGAGAGAGAGACAGAGAGAGAGACGCACACAGAUAGAUUGAAAAAGAGAGCCAAGAAGAGAUAUUGAAGAGAUACAGAAAGACAAAAUGAGUGGGACAGAGAUGGAGAGAGAGAGAAAGAGAGAUGGAGAAACAGCGAUAGCAACACAGACAGAUAGAGAUGGAGAGGGAAAAGUAGUGACAGAGUAAGGGGCAGCAGGUAGAGAGAGAGAGAGAGAGAGAGAGUACGAGAGGCAGAGCCAAGUGCAAAGGAAGAGGGGUAAUUGCUGGGCUGUCAGGCGAUGUACCUGACUGAUUUUUGGAUUUAUUUAUUGCCAUGUGUACCGAAAUACAGUGAAAGCUUUGUUUACGAGCAGGACAGUCAGAUCAUAGUAAGCAAAGGAUGUACAGAUCAAAAAGACUUAGACAGAGGCACACAGCUUACAUUGCACAGGAUGUGUGCAUUAGGUGAGAUAACGCGAACGAGGUCAGCGUUACUUGAGGCCAGAGAGUCCAUUCAUCUGUAAACUUUGGGUACUGUCAUAGCUGGGGGUGAGAAUAGGGGCACUGAGCUGAGCUCUGCUGCCUGAGUAUUGACCCUGCCGUGGUCUGGGAGGUUGCUGCGUCAACAGGAUGCCAAGCUGAUCACAGUGUAGCGAGGGAUGUGAGCACGUUACUCACACAUUGCAUUGUGAGGUGCUGAUCCAAUUUACAACAGACCUGCCUGGGCAGAUAACCACAGUCUCUGUCAUCAGAGACUCAGUCCCUUCGAAACUCCACAGCCCACUGCUCCCUCCUUCAUCUCUCCUUUGCAGUCUGCCUUUCUUUCUCUGUGUCUGUUUCUCUCUCUGUUUCUCCCUCUGCCUUUGUCACUAUGUCUUUCUCUCUGAAUCCCGUUCUCAACGUCUGUCUGUCUCUCACUGUCUCUCUGCCUCUCACUUCCUCUCUUUCUCUUCCUCUUUCACUCUCUCCCCCGCUCCCUCACUGCCUCCCCUGCACAUCAUCACUCUCCCCCUCAAUUCCUUACACAUUGUGUCUCCACCCACCCCAACUACCCCAGCACUGCAGGUCAAAGCCAACUCUCCAAAGAUACAGACUGUGGCCAGCCGUGAGAUUGGAGGGGGUGGGAAGAAAGGAGGG